UGUGCAUGCGCGUGGAAGGAAAGGAGCACAAUAAUGUGGGAUCUGAAAAUGCAUGCGCGCGCACACACACACACACAGAGAGAGAGAGAGAGAGAGAGAGAGAGAGAGAGAGAGAGUUGUCCUUUAAAAUGCAGAGCGUUUCCAAAAGUGCACUAGGCGCGCGCGCACUUCUCUCGCCCUGCAGAUAGGCGAUAAGGCAAAUGCAUCAUGUUCAUCCUCCUCGCACGCGCUCUCCUCACAACUCGAGUUAAUGCGCGUUUCUUACUGCUCUAUUAAACUUGUUUGGCUGUCGGAAUUGUUGGGGAGGACCACGAAGAUUAAACGAAUCCGAUUUUAGUCUUAUCUGACACUUUUAUACGCUAUCAGAAGACACUGUAUAUGGAUCUCGCGCGUGCUCUGCAGAGAACAUAUCGGAUUCGCCACUUACGUGCAUUGGACUUGAUUAACUGGAGUCGCAUCGGAUUGGGGACAUUUGUGUAAUUAGUGUGCAUUUAGCAGGAAGGGGGGAAGGGGGUAAAAAAAAAGUUAGUUUGCAGUAAGCUGAGAAAGAAAAGGACUAUAAAUCAGGUAAGCUGUAUGGAUGCUGUCAAUGCGACCACCUGUACCGGCUGUGCUUUUGACUUGCAUCAGUGAAGCCUUUCUUCGGACUUGACACGCGAGGUACGUUCACGUUACCUUGCAGUUGCAAACCUGGGAAAGCGCGGCGGGCAUGCGGCACGCGCGGAUGCAUGGCCGGGCACGGUGCUCUCCGCGCGCUGCUCCUGCUGCUGCUGCUCGUGGCCGCGGGGGCGUGCGCAGGGGCCGCGGAGCGCCUCGCGUGGCUGCUGGCGGACAAGGGGCCGUUCCGUCGCGCGCACGAAUUCACAGAGUUCUCCGAGCGACACCAAAACGGUUUCACUACCCGCUACAAGAUUUACAGGGAGUUUGGCCGAUGGAAGGUGAACAACUUGGCUGUGGAGAGGCAGGAAGCAGUGCCCUUUGACCCCGACUUUGUGCGCAACAUCAGGCAGCUUGGGCGACGGCCGAGCCUGCAGAUGAUCGCGGACAACAUCAUCAAGAAGUAUGGCACUCACUUCCUGGUCUCAGCCACUCUUGGAGGCGAAGAGUCCUUGACCAUUUUUGUGGAUAAGCGGAAGCUGAGUGAAGCCCAUUCAAACAGCAGGGCCGCUAACGGCACGCUGACUCUCGAGGCCCUCCAUCACCUCGCUGCCUCCUACUUCAUCGACCGAGACAGCACGCUGAGGAAACUGCACCACCUCCAGAUCGCCUCAGCAGCCAUCAAGGUAACUGAGACGAGGACUGGCCCCCUUGGCUGUAGCAACUAUGACAAUCUCGACUCUGUCAGCUCGGUUUUGGUCCACAGCCCUGAGAACAGAAUUCAGCUCCAAGGCCUCCAGGUCCUUUUGCCGGAGUACCUCAGGAGCCGGUUCGUGCAAGCGGCACUAAGUUACAUUGGCUGCAACGGCGAAGGCCACUUCACAUGCCAGGACAACGACUGCUGGUGUCAGUGUAGUGAUGGGCACCCACAGUGUAACUGCCCCCACGCCAGCCUCCGAGCACAGCAAAGCAACUUGGAGCACACCAACGAGGCCUGGAGGCAUGCCAACCAGGAGUUUGAGCAAUCAGAAGAGUUCCAGGCUUUCAUGGUACGACUGUCGACACAUGCAGCCCUGAAUUUGUCAUCAGUGUGGCGCGCAUGGCGGAGCGAUGCGGCACUGCAAAAACGCUACAGGAAGUUGGAGAACGAUGCCAUUUUCCUCCUCAAUAAAGUGCAAGGAUGUGCCGCUAAACUCUUCGGCCUCAGCCGGAGAUGCCGCUCACAACCCAAAAUAAUUCUGCCAAGGGAAAGGCGUCUCGGUUACUGGCUACAACACAGCCUUUCCCUUCUGUACUGCAGUGAAGCUGAGAGUCCAGGAAUCUACUCGGAGGUGACGCACAGCUGCGUGUGCCCAGGUGGCCACCUGUCCUGCCAGGGAUUGAUCCCCUGCUCAGUGGGCACCGGAAGCCGUUGCGCAUCAUGCUCUCCGGAAAAUCGAACACGUUGCUCAAGCUGCAACAGCGGCUUCGCGUUAAGCCAAGGAUUGUGCCGUCCUGCUGCUCCAAGCCCCACCAAACAGUACCUUGGCACCGAGACGGAAAUGCAUGACUUGGAACUGCGUGAUCUCCUGGAGCAGCGCGACGCCCACCUAGCCUUAUCCGCCAUCUUCGUGAGUAGCGACGUCAAACUCAACACCUGGUUUGAACCUUCAUGGAGAAAAAGGAUGCUCCUCACUCUAAAGAGCAAUAAAUCCAAGUCAAGUCGAGUGCACAUGCUGCUAGGAAUUUCGGCGCAGAUUUGCAUGACGAAGAACUCAACUCUGGAGCCGACGCUCUCUGUUUCGGUGAACCCAUUCGGUGGGAGUCACUCAGAGAGCUGGACGAUGCCAAUGAACCAAAACGGGUACCCUGAUUGGGAGAAAACGAGGUUAGACACCCCUAUAGACUGCUACAACUGGACUUUAACUUUGGGAAACCGCUGGAAGAGCUUUUUCGAAACGGUCCAUUUCUACCUGAGGAGCCGAACCCAGAGCGACGGCGCUCAAGGGAACGAGACGGUCGACUCGGAAGUGGCGAACAGAAACGCCUCGCAGCAUGUCGGGUACAUGAAAAUCAACAGCAUUCAGCUGUUUGGAUACAGCGUGCACUUUGACCCAGAAGCCAUUCGAGAUUUGAUCCUGCAGCUGGACUAUCCAUACACGCAGGGAUCUCAGGACUCGGCGCUGCAGGAGUUGAUGGAGAUUCGAUACAGAGUCAAUCGAUUAUCUCCUGCUGGACCGACACCUCUGGACCUUUUCUCAUGUCUCCUUCGACACAGACUCAAACUCUCGACUUCAGAGGUGUCGCGAAUUCUCGUGGCACUGCAGGCUUUCGGCGCCAAACACAGAUACUACACAGAGUACGAAGCGGUCAAACUUUGUAGCUAACAAGUAACAUUCAGAUCCAGUUUAUUGCUUUGUUUUGAUGAAAUGCCGACAGUCUGAAGUUUUGUUUAGUUUCUUUUCUUUUUUUUUUUUAUGACUGAAUUGCUGGUUUUGGUGUUUGAUAUAGACUGUUUUCCUCUUCAUAGAGAUGUUUGUAUUUGAUGUCUGAUGUAGAUCAAAUGAAACGCAAAUGUUUUACCUUAAACAAAUGUGUUUUCGUGAAAAACAAUCCCAGCAAUGUUGCAAAUUUUGAAGUAAAUAAAAAUGGGUAAAAAUCGUUUUUGAAGUGCCUUACAUGGUGUAUAGCAACUUUAGCAAGCCCCAGACUCCACGCUCAUUAGUAUGCAAGUCUGCUUUAUUUUCCACUGGUCUCUAUAAUCAAGAAUACAGUCAUAUAAACAAAAAUAAUUCGCUUAAUUAUUCUACUUCCACUGCACAGCAGGCCACAGCUGUAGAUACGUACACACUGUGAUUACUCUUUGAACGUUCGUAUUGUGCUGGUGUAAUAUUUUGGAUCUAAUUUUCAAUGAAGUGUGAAUCAUUCGAGCGACUCUCAGUUUGGUAAAUAGCUGUUGAUGUUGAUUGUUGAGUCUUAAUUUGUCGUGCUUAGCGGACGUGAUGGUUUUGCAUAAUUUUUAACUUGAUGCAAAAUUACACAGGUUUCACGUCGUAAACAGCAGACUCGGAGCUGCUCUGUCACACUUGAACAAAUACUCGUCCAGCGUUAAGUCCGGCAUCUCUGUGUGAUGGUCUGAUGCAUAAAAUCUACUGAAGAACGAAGUCCACACAAUUAUUUAAUUCAAUUAUUUAUUUAAUUAGGAGACACUUGUGUGCUGUAACAUUUAUGGAAGGAGUCUCCAGUGUCAGCGCUUUGUAAGAAUUACUGACUUUUCCUUCUACAGGAAAGUUUUCAGGACAGGUUGCAGGAGUUUUUUUGUUUUGUUUGUUUCAAGCUAUUUGUUUAUGUUUUGAGAGAGCAGGGGGCAUGGUGGCUUAGUGGUUUGCUUCGCACCUCCGCCCUCUGUGUAUGUUCUCCCCUUGGAGAACCCGGGGUUUCCUCCAGGAAAAUAGAUGGAUGGAUCACAAGAGAACCUGGUGGAGGAGCAACUUAUAGUUUAUAGCUGCUAUAUCAUAAGUUAUAACAGGAGCUAACAGGAGCUGUGUAGCAGACGUUCCAUUACAUUAAAAGGAACUAAAUAGUUUAAAAGUGUAACGUGUCGUUCGUUAAUAAAUUAAAUAUUGCAAUCGUUGGCAAAUCGCUGUGGUAUAAGAAAUUCAUAUAGCAGUCAUUCUUGACAAUUCUGUAUUUUAAUUGACAUAAAACAGAUCUCCUAAGGUAAAUCUAUGGACAAGGACGUUGCAAAAGGUAGAUUAUGUUUUUAGUCAUACAUUUCUUUGUCCAU
Ictalurus furcatus (blue catfish) is the source of this 4363-nucleotide messenger RNA. RefSeq names its product bone morphogenetic protein/retinoic acid inducible neural-specific 3b (gene brinp3b). The transcript has 7 exons. The record is from RefSeq and is a predicted model, not a curated record. Bases 729 to 2963 code for a protein of 744 amino acids. Gene Ontology annotation, biological process: positive regulation of neuron differentiation; negative regulation of mitotic cell cycle. NCBI's taxonomy places the organism in Eukaryota, Metazoa, Chordata, Actinopteri, Siluriformes, Ictaluridae.